Messenger RNA from Alosa alosa (allis shad), 294 nucleotides. RefSeq names its product profilin-2-like. NCBI's taxonomy places the organism in Eukaryota, Metazoa, Chordata, Actinopteri, Clupeiformes, Clupeidae. Gene Ontology annotation, molecular function: actin binding. Gene Ontology annotation, cellular component: cytoplasm. Gene Ontology annotation, biological process: positive regulation of actin filament bundle assembly; regulation of actin filament polymerization; actin cytoskeleton organization. The record is from RefSeq and is a predicted model, not a curated record.
AUGGCUGAGAUCAAGGCUAUGGUGAACCCCGACCGCUCUGGGCUGUUUUCUCAUGGCAUAUUCCUGGCAGGGGUCAAGUGCCAAGUGCUGAGAGACGAACUGCAUACGGAGGAAGAGUUGACAAUGGACAUGCGCACCAAAGUAACCGACACCGGCUGUGACACUUACAGCAUUUGUGUUGCCAAGACUAAGAGAACUCUGGUUGUUGUUCAGGCAAAAAAGGAUGUACAUGGAGGAAAGGUGAACAAAAUUGCCUUCGACAUGGCUGAUUACCUCAGGAAAAAAGACUUCUGA